AUGGCGUCAGCACUGAAGGCUCAGUUCGAAGCGGAAGCGGCAAAGCAGAAGGCGUCGCCGGCGAAGCCUGGCCAGCCCACUGGUGUGCAGGGACUGAUCAAGCAGCACAAGAACUUCAUCGAGCCGCCCCCUGCCAAAGUGAGUUGGAAAGCUGACGACAAUGGCACCACCUCUGCGGCUGAGGCGUCGCACAUUCGCUACACCAAGGAGGGUGGCAAGCCCAAGGGUCCGCCCCCCAAGAAGAGCUUGACGGACCUUCCCUAA
This is a messenger RNA of Acanthamoeba castellanii str. Neff, 264 nucleotides long. RefSeq lists its product as uncharacterized. The transcript has 2 exons. NCBI's taxonomy places the organism in Eukaryota, Discosea, Longamoebia, Acanthamoebidae. Bases 1 to 264 code for a protein of 87 amino acids. The record is from RefSeq and is a predicted model, not a curated record.